UCAGAAGCUUACAGUUGGUCUGAAAAGAACGAGAUACUACUACGCUUUAACGAGAGUUGGAGAAAGCACUAGAAUUGCACACAGCAACCCUAUCAGACGACGGCCAUUUUUGUUCACGUCAUUGACGAGCCACCAAAAAAUAUUUUCGUCUGUGUUUGGGCGAGGAUCAUUUGCUGCAAUUACCGUGUUAAAUAUUCGCAAAAAUUAACAAAAAUUACGAAAAUUAAUAUUAGAAUUUCUAAUAAAUAUAUGAAUAAAUAGUAAUAUUAAAAAAAUUGAAAAAAAUGUUAAAUGAAAAACGCGGUUUUUCUUAGCGAAAAGUGUGAAAAAACGGCGGAGAAAAAUUUUACAUCAGCAAAAGAGACGAAAGGAAAAUUUUGUGUGUACCAACGAAGCAGCGACGAAAACGUAACAUACGAGGACGGAUAAACAAGGCGAGGAGUGAGUGCGAGAGAGUACGCGUUAUUUGUUGGUCUCCAAUCUGAGAAGGUGGUUUCUAUAAACCAAGUGGAAAUGAUGGAAAGUUUCGAGGAAACUCAUAUAGGCACUUCACAUUCUGAUAAACGUGAUUUGCAUGAUGUGAAAAUACAUGAAACAUGUUUGUCGGCCAAUUGUACAACACUCAUGGCCAGUAAACAGAGUUUUGAUUUUGGCGCCGAAAUAGUUGAUACACAAACAAUAGCACCAGAACGCGAAAGCAAUAUGAAAACAAACUGCGAAAGUAUAGC
Messenger RNA from Bactrocera dorsalis (oriental fruit fly), 728 nucleotides. RefSeq lists its product as uncharacterized. The record is from RefSeq and is a predicted model, not a curated record. NCBI's taxonomy places the organism in Eukaryota, Metazoa, Arthropoda, Insecta, Diptera, Tephritidae.